Molecule: messenger RNA, 1308 nt
Organism: Fukomys damarensis (Damara mole-rat)
Lineage: Eukaryota; Metazoa; Chordata; Mammalia; Rodentia; Bathyergidae
Gene: Nkx6-2
Product: NK6 homeobox 2
Exons: 4
Biological process (GO): regulation of transcription by RNA polymerase II; cell differentiation
Cellular component (GO): nucleus
Molecular function (GO): RNA polymerase II cis-regulatory region sequence-specific DNA binding; DNA-binding transcription factor activity, RNA polymerase II-specific
Source: RefSeq, a predicted model, not a curated record
CGCCUGGCCGGCUCGGCCCAAGGCAGCGGGGUCCUGGACAAGGAUGGUAAGAAGAAGCACUCGCGCCCGACUUUCUCGGGCCAGCAGAUCUUCGCGCUGGAGAAGACCUUUGAGCAGACCAAGUACCUGGCAGGCCCGGAGCGUGCACGGCUCGCCUACUCUCUGGGCAUGACUGAGAGCCAGGUGAAGGUGUGGUUCCAGAACCGCCGGACCAAGUGGCGCAAGAGGCAUGCCGCGGAGAUGGCAUCGGCCAAGAAGAAGCAAGACUCAGAUGCAGAGAAGCUGAAGGUGGGCGGCUCCGACGCAGAGGACGAUGACGAAUACAACCGGCCCCUGGACCCCAACUCGGACGACGAGAAGAUCACGAGGCUGCUCAAGAAGCACAAACCCUCGAACUUGGCGCUGGUCAGCCCGUGCGGCGGUGGCGCGGGGGACGCCAUGUGAGGACUCGACCAGGCCACAGAACCAGGGUACCGGGCGCGGCCCGAGCCCCGACGCCAGCUGCCUGCGCCGCAGUGUGUAUAUAUAUUUUUUACAGAAUAAGUUAUAAAGCGGCAGUGCUCGGGUGCGACGUGCGGGGUCAGGCUGCAUCCCUUCGCGUAGGCGUGGGGUGGGCGGAUCACUUUGUAUAAUCAAUAAAUUAUUUAACACGUCCGGGUCGGAGCCGCAGCUCCCCAGGCUGCACCGCGUGUUUUUUCCACAUCGAGCGAGAUGCCUGUGGGCAGCCCGUCCCCACCUGCAGCUGUCCGGUCUGUUCUCCCAGCCUGGUGCCUACAGUGCACGGCAGGAGCGCGCGAUGGAGACCUGGGGCCCCGUGUGCGCAUCCGGGUCUGAGGCUGCGGGCCCCGCGGCUCCUGGGAGGUCGGAUUCUCCCAGACCGGCAGGACUCGAGCCCGAGUACAGGGAGGGCGGCCCAGUCCGCAACCCUCGGGUGGCACGCAGACUGGAAGGAGCCGCGGCAAGAGGCGCUAGGCAGAGCGGCAAAGAUCCGGGCGCUCAGCAGGCGUGGCCCUGAGACAGGAACCAAGCAGUCACUUCCAAAGGCCUUCGGAAUGACCCACAGUUGAAGCCCACAGAUAGAAUCGCCGCGUGGUGGCCACGGUGUGGCUUGUUGACGAGCAGCGACCACAGCACUUAACAGAGAUACCGACCAGCGUAGCGUCAAGAACACAGGUCGGCACGCGGACACCAAAUGACUCGCGACAGUAGUGAUUUCUAUAGAAACAAACAUCGAUCUCAUGCUUUUGCAGUCCAGGAACUGUAGUGUUCUGAAGUAAAUCAAUAAAACGCACGCUUGUGUUUCGUCAA